This is a messenger RNA of Xylaria bambusicola, 339 nucleotides long. RefSeq lists its product as uncharacterized. NCBI's taxonomy places the organism in Eukaryota, Fungi, Ascomycota, Sordariomycetes, Xylariales, Xylariaceae. Gene Ontology annotation, biological process: mitochondrial respiratory chain complex III assembly. The record is from RefSeq and is a predicted model, not a curated record. The coding region runs from base 1 to 339 and encodes 112 amino acids. The transcript has 3 exons.
AUGUCUACCACCGCCCUCCCAGCCUAUAGAACUCUGCUCCGUGCAGCCCGUCUCGCCUUCCAAGGUGAUGGGACGACAUUAGCCGCUGCCCGCUCUUCAAUACGUCAAGGCUUCCUCGCAAACGCCUCCCUCGAGCCCACGAGCCCGGAAUAUCCCACCGCCAUCAAACACGCCGAAGAAGUCGCCACGAUAUUACGGCAGAAUGUCGUGCAAGGGAAACGAGAAGGCGAGACAUACAAAUUACGCAUACACGAGGAGACAGAACGAGGCGACAAUGAGAGCAUCAAAUUCGCCGGCACAAAUCUCGGCGCAAGCGGCGGCAAGUGCUGCAGUAGUUGA